AUGUUACGAGUAUCCUGGGCAUACACCUUGAAACAAGAAGAUCUAGUGGCGUAUCUUUUGGAAUUUCAACUAGAUUCUACUGGGAGAGUGGACGAUCUUCGCAAGCGAUGGGCGAAAUUCUUAAAUCAAGAUCACGACGAAGCAACAAGGAAAAGAUUGCAUGAAUUGCAAAAUAAACAUGAAAACGGGAACAUUCCAUCCACAUCAACUUUCCGCUCUCCGUCAAAACUGCCGAUGAUUACUAUUUCCCCAAGUGAUACAAUCAAUAAAUCGCCAGUAAAAGCUGAGAAAUCAACCUACCCCGUUUAUCAAACCAUGGAUCCAACUAAAGUGACCAGUGAAGACCGGCAAAGCCAAGAAUCAACGCUGAAAACCGAGAACGUUCCUCCGUUAGCUAACCUUCCUGGAACGGAGCAUAGUCCGAUUCAGCGUCCAGUCAACCUGCUUGAUCAAAUACAUAAGUGGAACAUCAAAUUUAACCAGGGCAGGGAUCCUAUAGAGUUUAUAGAACGCAUAGAAGAACUAGCGCUAAUUUACGGAGUAGAAUUAAACCAUCUUAUAAAAACUAUGCCGGAACUUUUUCAGGAUAAGGCUCUCAUAUGGCUGAGGAACAAUAACGGACACUGGAUAAGCUGGAAAGAAUUCAAGAGAGAUUUCCUAAAUUUCUUUUUACCUCCAAGAUAUUUUGAAAAACUAGAUGACGAAAUCAGAAAAGGAGUACAAAGACCCAAGGAAUUUUUCAAGGAGUACGUCUUGGCCAUCCAGAAGCUAAUGCAACACGCGGAAAUGACGGAAGAACAAAAGCUGGAACGUAUUUUUAGAAAUUCCCUAGCAGAAUACCAGUGGUACAUAAGACGCAAAGACUUUAACUCCUUGUCGGAAUUGAUUAAGCUAGCAGAUGACAUGGAAAGUAUUCCAAAUACCGUCCGACAUGAACCACCACGCCAUUACCAGAACUUCAAUCGAAAUACAGAUUAUUCAAAACCUAACUCUCACCGCAUAGAAAGAAAUUAUUGGGCUACGGAAGAGCCGGUCCCAAAAAGAAAUUACAAAACUUCAUUUAAAUGCGUGGCAAACCGACUAACCGCCACAAUGGUCAUUGAAGGACGACUAGUAACCGCUACAGUGGACACGGGGGCCACAAGUUGUUUUAUAAAAAAGGAGUUAGCCGAAGAAUUGAAGCAAAAUCCAGUGUAUAAUCGACACCAAACAAAUGUUAUUCUUGCAGAUGGGACCGCUGUUAAUAUUACCAAGUCAAUUACGCUCUACGUAAUUUUUGGAAGUCAAAGUACAGAAAUGCCAUUCCUAAUAAUGCCCAAAUUCAAAGAAGAUAUCAUCAUUGGUCUGGAAUUUUUCAAGCGAUUCCCCACUACGAUUUAUUGUGCCGGACUCAGCGUGACACUCUACGAACCGGAACGGCAAACGGAACAGUGUAUCAUGGUCAGCGAGGCUAACCCUACCCAGAAAGAGACAACGACGGUAUUAGCCAAAAAGUAAUUUAAGAAAGAAAAUAUAUAAAUAUAAUAACAAAUACGUGUUUAAGAUAAGUUCUGAAAUUGUUAUCUACAUCUCACAACACACUGCGAUUAUGGACGGAGAUAGUCCAAAGACAAAAAAAUUUAAGGAAGCGAUGAAAAAAUUCCGUACCCACUUUGAGAGGGCAGAGUCACAGCGACGUCGAACCAUUUUUAUUGAUGACGAUGAUAUUCCGAGUACCAGCCGCAAUGCACCGAGACGAUGUACAAAACAACAGGAUCGCCCUCCAUCCCUAAGAGGCGAAGAUCAUAUAUUCUUUAGAAUGGAAGAAACAGCCAAUAAUAUCGCAGACGUACGCCCGACAUUCCCAGAUACACAUGGCAAAAAUAAUGAAAAGCGCACAGAAAGGCAAGGUUCACCACGUCCGAAUGGUGCCACCGUACAUCCUGAGGUACCACGAACACCAAUAUACAUAUCAUGCAGUGAGUCAACUCAAGAUAGUACCGAUAUGUCCGAUAUAAACACUACCCACUACUUCCAUAUAUUCCGAUCACGCCGGGAAAGAAUUUUGCCAAUUACUCCGACGAAAAAUCCACGCUUCCACGACCACCGAUGGAGACGAGCGGCGAAUCAUCUGUUUCAGACAUAGAUGAAGAUGAGUGGCGUAACUUCUAUGGGUAUGAGGAUAAGAAUAUAGAGAAGAAGUCGCCGACAGCACCUCCUAGUCCAUCAUCCACCGAGUCCGAUGAAGAAAACUACAAAUGCCCAAGUCCAAAGCCUAGGAAAGGUUUGGGUUUCAUCGAGCAGAAAAAUCGUGAGUAUCGCUAUUUGGGGUUCAGAUGCUACGAACGAACUGUCACUGUAAAAUUGCUGGUUCCGGAUCAGGAUAAAACACCGAUACUAGCCAUCAACGGAGAAGAAAUUAGUAAGGCCUUAUCCGCAGAACCAAGUAUAUAUGAUCAAAUGCCCGAUUUGGAGCCAAGUUCCCCCGGAUAACUAUCCUAGUGACUUGCGGGACAUUAUUGUCAAAUUCCUGAGUAGGUCCAAAAGGGGCAAACGGGCCAGAAAAUUAAUCCGACUACGGGAUCAACAAUACCGAAUUACCGUCACGGCCAAUGGUGCAGUGAUGGUCUUCCACAAACAUCUCUACGGAGGCCUCCAAAAUUCACCCGAAUUCACGCUAGGUGAAAGGACGUAGAAAUUGAGGAGGCGAGAAUAUUAAAUUGAACAAUUCGCUGGGCUUCCGCCUGUUGAUAUGCAACAGGCUAGACGAAGCCACAUAAGAUUGAAAACAAAUCAGGGGAGAGAUGGGAGGCCUUGUGACGGGCCAAAAGUCGGAACCUCGUCUUUGGGCCACAAAAUUAAAUAAAAUAUUUGAAUUAUAAAUGUAUUAAUAUUUUAUUUGGAAUCAUGUUUUAUGUUAUGUGACACAAUAAUUGAAUUACUAGUUAUUUAAAGAAAAUAUAUGAAAUUUAUGGUAUUCGGUUUUGUUUUUGAAAUUAACGGUCAAACUGAUCCCCCUAGUGGUCAUAUGAUAGACUAACCCUGAACAACGACGAUGAGAUCCGUACGGCGUCAAAAUAUAAUCAGUCGACAUCGAGCCACUGAAACAGUAUAAAAGGAGGCGAAAUCGACACAAUCGGGACUUUAAAGAAGGUGGCGUUACGUCGCAUGUUUAGUUUAUAAGCAAUUUAGCAGUAAGCCAUACUGUCUAGUCUUUAAGAAUUUCUUCAAUAAAAAAUGGCUAUGGUCAAAACAAACACAAUCGGGACAGUCUUCUGUGGAUGGCUGUUGUGCUAAGUGGGGUUUUUAACGUUCCCUUGGCAGUAAAUUUAGUUAGUUUGUGUAGUCUAGAGAGUUAAGUGGGGUUUUUAAUGUUCCCUUGGCUCUAAGGUUUUUGUGUGUGUGUCUCGGCUGUUGAGUGGAGUGGGGUUUUAACGUUCCCUCCCUCUCCAGACAUAUGUUGGUGUGGGCUUUAGAGUUGAGUGGGGUUUUAACGUUCCCUCGGCUCUAAGGUUUGUGUGAGUGUCUCGGCUGUUGAGUGGAGCGGGGUUUUAACGUUCCCUCCUCUCUCAGACCGCAGUGAGAGCAGUCGGUAGGGUUGAGUGGGGUUUUAAACGUUCCCUCGACUCGUGCUGUCAUCGGGCUGCCGCUGUGCCUAGCUGCUGCCAACCUUCGUGUGCUGCCAUCGGGCUGCCGUUAUUCUUCGUGUGCUGUCAUCGGGCUGCCGCUGUGCCUAGCUGCUGCCAACCUUCGUGUGCUGCCAUCGGGCUGCCGUUAUUCUUCGUGUGCUGUCAUCGGGCUGCCGCUGUGCUUUGCUGCCGUCAUUCUGCGUGCGUCGUCAUCGGGCUGCUGCCUUGCCUAGCUAUCGACGAUCUUCGUUUGCCGUCAUCGGACUGCCGCUACCGCAAAUAUUCGGGUGUCGUCCUCGCCGUGCUGCUACAGUGUGUUGUGUGUUAUCAAAACUACAAAUGUGUGAAAUGAAUAAUUUAGUGAAAUCAACAAAUUUUAUAACGUUGAUAAAAAAAUAAACAGUCUUCCUCUCUUAUAUGUCCCACAACAUAAAUAAAUUCUUGUGACGACCCUGGCCCUCCGUUGAACUAUCCCAGCUUCAAAGUGAAAACAUGUCGUCACAAUGUCUGACGGGUCUGUUUGUCUGUUAGAAGCUUUUCUGCUAACGUAUUAACAGCGUAAAUGAUGUAUCAAAAAUUAAAAAGUUUAUUUAUAAAAACCAUACACAAGCCGAGGCAACGGUAGAUGAUUUGGGGAAAAAGAUGGAAACAAUAGAAGAGACCAUAGGGCUUUUGAUCACUAAUGGAGUAAACGAAAAAAGGAAAGUGUACAAGAAGCUUACUUUGUAGAGAAAUUAAUUCAUCGAUAUGCGAAUUCCAUUUUUAUUUGUUGUUAAUUGUAAUUCCGAGUGUUUUUAAUUUUUCAACGGAUGCAAUUGUGCUAUUGUUGCCAACAAGUCCAAGAGAACAAUUUCGCUUUUGACGGAUAUAAAAUAAUUACUCUUUUCCAGUGAAAGUUGAUCACCAGAAAAUGAGCACCACCAUCCAAUGUCAGUUAAAUCAUUUUUAGGGUGGCAGAAGUGUAUAUAUUGCUACAUAACUUUCUUAUAAUUACGAAAUCAUCCGCAUAUGCCACAAAUCUGAUAGCCCUAUGAGAUUGUAGUAUUUGAGUAAGUUUAUUGACUGACGUCGUUUAAUUCAAACAUGUUUAUAUCUUCUAUUGGAUUCGCGUUUUUGUUAGCAACUAAAUAUGUAUGGUCACGUGCAUUAAUUUUCUUUGUUGACUGGAAUUCAUCAGAAUUGAUGAAUCAGGCCACACUUCGCAAAAAACAUUGGAAAUGUCUGACGGGUCUGUUUGUACUGAGAAAGUAACUCCUAUAAGCUUUUCUGCGAACGUAUUAAAAGCGUUAAUGAUGUAUCAAAAAUUAAAAAGUUUAUUUUUAAAAACCAUACACAAGCCGAGACAAUGGUAGAUGAUAUGGGGAAAAAGAUGGAAACAAUAGAAGAAACCAUAGGGCUUUUGAUCAAUAAUGGAGUAAACGAAAAUAGGAAAGUGUACAAGAAAUAAAUGUUGUUUUGCCAUGAAGUAAUUCAUGUAUUUUAAAAAAAUAACUACUUUUAAAGACGAAGAAAGCAUGCAUUCCAUAUCCUGUAUGAAUGGGUACAUGAAGCAAACUUUUAUGGUAUACCAGUUGUGAAACAAAUUUUGUAUUGUAGAAUGUUGCUUAUGUAAAAUAUGAAAAAUGAGUUUGCAUUUCCAAAAUUAAAAAAUAUAUAU
Molecule: messenger RNA, 5265 nt
Organism: Musca domestica (house fly)
Lineage: Eukaryota; Metazoa; Arthropoda; Insecta; Diptera; Muscidae
Exons: 2
Coding region: 1-1497 (498 amino acids)
Source: RefSeq, a predicted model, not a curated record